Molecule: messenger RNA, 2156 nt
Organism: Hyalella azteca
Lineage: Eukaryota; Metazoa; Arthropoda; Malacostraca; Amphipoda; Hyalellidae
Product: gamma-aminobutyric acid receptor subunit alpha-5
Biological process (GO): regulation of membrane potential; chemical synaptic transmission; monoatomic ion transmembrane transport
Cellular component (GO): neuron projection; membrane; synapse
Molecular function (GO): neurotransmitter receptor activity; extracellular ligand-gated monoatomic ion channel activity; transmembrane signaling receptor activity
Source: RefSeq, a predicted model, not a curated record
UAUUCGAUGGACUGCUACCUCCGGCAAGAGUGGCAUGACGAACGCCUAACUUUCAAAGGACCACUCCCUGUGUUAACACUCAACAUCAAAAUGCUGGAGGCGCUCUGGAAGCCGGACACUUUCUUCCACAACGGCCUCGGCUCCUACAUCCACAUGAUCACCAGACCUAACAAACUCUUCAGGAUCACGCAGGAUGGCAGGAUUCUCUACUCCAUGAGGAUAACGCAGGAUGGCAGGAUUCUCUACUCCAUGAGGCUGACCAUCAAGGCGAAGUGUCCUAUGGAGCUCCGCAACUUCCCGAUGGACAAACAGUCGUGUCCUCUCAUCAUCAGCAGCUACGCAUACCCUGAGCGGGAGGUGCGCUACGAGUGGGACAACAAACUGGUGACGUUCGAGGCAGGCAUGACGCUCAGUCAGUUCGACUUGCUUAACACCAAGUGCACCAACUACUCCGCGGGAUGGCGCACUGAUAGUGCAAAUUAUUCGAUUCUUCAAGUUAAUUUCAACCUGCAGCGUCACACGGGAUAUUUCCUCAUACAGGUGUACGUGCCAUGUUUUUUAAUCGUGGUGUUGUCGUGGGUGUCUUUCUGGUUAAACCGUGAAGCAACCAGCGAUCGAGUGGGACUGGGCAUAACGACAGUUUUGACGUUAUCAACCAUCAGCCUGGACAGCCGCACCGACCUACCGAAAGUUCACUACGCCACGGCGCUGGACUGGUUCAUUCUCAUGUCAUUCGCCUACUGCAUGGCUACCCUCUUGCAGUGCGCUGGAGUACAUUACUUCACCAAGGUGGGAUCAGGAGAAGCGCUUCCGGACGGCGAAUGGCAGGACAUAGAAGACACUGAAGAAGAUAUUCCAGCCAGCACGAUUCGCAGGAUGCUAACCCGACCUCGAACAAUCAACUCGUUCGGCAUGGAUGAAUGCGGCUCUAGCGUGAUCGGUCUAAGCAGCGUGUUGCUGGUAGACGAUGGACCAGCGAUCUCACAAUACCGAGGGGUAAGACAACCAGCACCACCAAACCUGUCGGUCUCAACCGAAACCUGUCUCUCAACGGCUCAUCGGGAGUCUGCUGUCAGAGGAUACCACGUCAUAAACAAUAUCCAGCCGGAGUUUACCCAAGGAAAUCAGCAGGAGGUUUGCUGCGACGAUGUGCAAGCUGAAGUGACAUCACAUGGAUACCAAGAUAACACUCGAGUAUACACCAGUGGCGAGAUGGACAGAAACUUUUUCAAUACAGAGACAAAUCCUCCAGUUAAAUGCCAAUCGUGUGAAUCUCAAUACAGUUCACAAAACAUCCUUCUUGACUCCAAUAACCGGCUUGAUUCGUACUCAGUCCCGACUCAGUCAAGUGCACAUCUCGACACCGUGUGUGAGGUUAAGAACUGCGCGUAUGGACAGACAAGUUUCAUAGGGCAAGUAAGCCUUAAUAAAGGAGACGCUCCUAUGCAUGAGCAGAGCAACGGUGAAACAAUGGACCUCCAAUCGAAAAAUUUCAAGCCCUUGCAACAGCAAGGGAAAUUUGCUUCGUUUUACGCUUCAAUGGGAUCGAGCAAUAUCACAGCGCUGAGUGAAACUUCAAUUCAAAACCAAAGAAACGCGGAGACGCAAACGUCCAAGAAAGAAGGUUUCUGGUUCCAGCUCACUCGCUGCGUUGUCGGCUCCGAGAGCUACAGACGAGCGCGAGAGCGCGAGGCGACCGUCUCCGGCUCAGUCAACUCGGUCUCGAGGAUCGACGAGCUGUCGAGGAUUCUAUUCCCCGUGUCGUACGGUCUGCUGAAUCUUUGGUACUGGUACUCGUACUAUGACGCUGAGUUGAUCAACAGCUAGGAUGGACAUGUGGCAAUGGUACUCGUACUAUGACGCUGAGUUGAUCAACAGCUAGGAUGGACAUGUGGCAAUGGUACUCGUACUAUGAUGCUGAGUUGAUCAACAGCUAGGAGGGACAUGUGGCAAUGGUACUCGUACUAUGAUGCUGAGUUGAUCAACAGCUAGGAUGGACAUGUGGCAAUGGUACUCGUACUAUGAUGCUGAGCUGAUCAACAGCUAGGAUGGACAUGUGGCAAUGGUACUCAUACUUCGAUGCCGAGUUGAUCAACAGCAAGACAAAGCCUGAAUUUUAUCUAAGACAUCAACUCCAUUCGGAUUUGAUGAAUAAU